Thalassophryne amazonica is the source of this 1289-nucleotide messenger RNA. Its product is annotated as tRNA selenocysteine 1-associated protein 1-like. Gene Ontology annotation, molecular function: tRNA binding. Gene Ontology annotation, biological process: selenocysteine incorporation. The record is from RefSeq and is a predicted model, not a curated record. The transcript is spliced from 9 exons. The coding region runs from base 150 to 1073 and encodes 307 amino acids. Gene Ontology annotation, cellular component: nucleus. Lineage: Eukaryota; Metazoa; Chordata; Actinopteri; Batrachoidiformes; Batrachoididae.
AGAAAAAGAAACACGAAGAAGCAGCAGCAAGAAGUAACAUUUUGCUCCGUGGUUAGCUUUGAAAGUGUUGUAGCAUCUUUUAAAAGUUCACUUUGUUUGUCGUCUUGCCGAUCAAAGUUUACAGGAAUAUUUUUGGUUACGGCGACACCAUGAGCACCUUAUGGAUGGGAAACCUGGAGACCUACAUGGAUGAGAAGUUUAUUACAAGAGCGUUUGCCACCAUGGGUGAACAGGCGAUAAAUGUGCGGAUCAUACGCAACAAGAUGACUGGAGGUGCGCUGGGUUACUGCUUUGUGGAGAUGACAGAUGAGGCCACAGCUGAGAGAUGUCUUCGCAAAGUCAAUGGGAAAUCAUUGCCAGGUGCCAAUCCGCCCACAAGAUUCAAGUUAAACCGGGCCAACUUUGGAAAACAGGAUAGUGGUCAGAUGUACUCUUUGUUUGUGGGAGAUCUGACUCCAGAGGUGGAUGAUGGGAUGCUGUAUGAAUUUUUCUACAACCGCUAUCCCUCCUGUCGUGGCGGGAAGGUUGUCCUCGACAGCGUGGGCAACUCCAAGGGAUGUGGCUUUGUACAGUUUCCAGAUGAGCGCCUGCAGAAGCGAGCGUUACAAGAGUGUCAGGGAGCUGUUGGACUCGGUGGUAAACCCUUACGACUCAGCUUGGCUGCUAACAAUUUAAGGAACAGGCCGCAGCAGCAAACGGAGCAGAAAACGUGGCAGUCCAGCCCCUCAGGAUACAAGCAGAACUACGAUCAGUAUAGCCAGUAUCAGCAGCAGGCAUAUUCUGGCUAUUACUCCCCGUGGGGCUAUGAUCAGACUGCUGCAGAUUAUGGCUAUAGCUAUCCGCAGUAUGAUUACACGCAGUACCCCCCACCACAGGAGAGUGAAGCUGUUCAGGAUGAUGGACUUGAAGAUCCAAGCCCGGAGCUGGACGUGGUCGAGGCCAAUAAGAGGUUUAUGGAGCUGAGUGAGGAACUGUACGACGCACUGAUCGGGUGCCACUGGCAGCUGGCAGAAAUCUCCGCACAACAGGAUGUGAAUGCAACAUCGAGCCUCCCAGAACCAAUUUACUGCUGAAUGUUAAUCUUGUAUAUUUAUUUCACUGCAGAUUUUUUUUUUCCCCAAUCUGUGAAAGAUGGGUUCUUUUGAGGAGUUCAAAGUGAUUGCAUUACGUUGGUUGUCAUUGUUUCAUUCAAUUGAUAACCUCUGUUCAUAUGCCAUAAUGUAGAAACUAUUUAACCCUGUAACUCAUGGAAAUGUGCAGAGAAUGGACAUAAAGGUUUCACCGCACAG